AAGCCCCGCCGCCCGCUGACAGCUCUCGGCCGCCGCCGGGGCCCGAGCGGAGCCGGGCUGAGGCGGCAGGGCCGGGCCGGGCCGGGCGCCAUGGAGCGGGCGGCGGCGGCCGGGCCGCCGGGGGAGGGCGGCGGCGUCGUGAGGGGCCGCGCCGGGAGGCCGGGGGUGGCGGCGGCGGCGGGGGCCGGGUCGCGGCAGGCCAGCACCGAGACGCUGGACAGCCCUAGUGGAUCACAUGUUGAAUGGUGCAAACAGCUGAUAGCUGCAACGAUUUCUAGUCAGAUUUCUGGCUCUGUCCCUCCAGAAGGCGUGUCCAGAGACUACAGGGUGUUCAGGAGGCCUGACAUACGGGAGAUUCAGGAUGGACACAAUGGCUAUCAUUCUGAAGCAGAAGCUGAUCAGGCACUGCGGGAUGGAAACAAACUAGCACAGAUGGAAGAGGCUCCCCUUUUUCCUGGAGAAUCCAUCAAAGUUAUUGCUAAAGAUGUUAUGUAUAUCUGUCCAUUUAUGGGAGCAGUCAGUGGUACACUGACGGUGACAGACUUCAGAAUGUAUAUCAAAAGUGUUGAAAGGGAUCCACCAUUUGUUGUUGAUGUUCCUCUUGGAGUGAUAAGUAGAGUUGAAAAAAUUGGAGUACAGAGCCAUGGAGACAACUCAUGUGGUAUAGAAAUAGUUUGCAAGGAUAUGAGAAAUUUGCGGCUUGCCUAUAAACAGGAAGAGCAGAACAGAUUGGAGAUUUUUGAAAACCUUGUAACACGUGCAUUUCCUGUGUCUAAUGGACUGCCCCUUUUUGCAUUUAACUAUAAAGAAAAGUUUGCUGUCAAUGGAUGGAAAGUGUACGAUCCAAUGGCAGAAUAUAAGAGACAGGGCUUGCCCAAUGAGAGUUGGAAAAUAUCCAAAAUCAACAGCACCUAUGAGCUUUGUGAUACAUAUCCUGCUGUUCUUGUUGUGCCAACCAGUGUAAAGGAUGAUGACCUCUCAAAAGUGGCAGCGUUUAGAGCCAAAGGCAGAGUUCCAGUGUUAUCCUGGAUUCAUCCUGAGAGCCAAGCAACAAUAACACGGUGCAGCCAACCAUUGGUUGGCCCAAAUGAUAAGCAUUGUAAAGAAGAUGAAAAAUACUUACAGACAAUAAUGGAUGCCAAUGCUCAGUCCCAUAAACUUAUCAUCUUUGAUGCCAGGCAGAAUAGUGUUGCAGAUACAAACAAGGCAAAAGGUGGAGGAUAUGAAAGUGAAAGUGCCUACCCAAAUGCAGAGCUAGUCUUUCUCGAAAUUCACAAUAUACAUGUAAUGAGAGAAUCCUUGCGUAAACUUAAAGAAAUAGUUUAUCCUACUAUCGAUGAGACCCGGUGGUUAUCAAAUGUGGACUCAACGCAUUGGCUGGAAUAUAUAAGGAUGCUUCUUGCUGGAGCAGUAAGAAUUGCAGAUAAAAUUGAAUCUGGUAAAACAUCUGUGGUGGUACAUUGCAGCGAUGGUUGGGAUCGAACUGCACAGCUUACUGCACUAGCUAUGCUUAUGCUGGACAGCUAUUACAGAACUAUCAAGGGGUUUGAAAUCCUUAUAGAGAAAGAAUGGAUAAGUUUUGGACACCGAUUUGCAAUGAGAGUAGGACAUGGAGGUGAUGAUCAUGCUGAUGCAGACAGAUCUCCCAUUUUCCUUCAGUUCAUUGACUGUGUUUGGCAAAUGACAAAGCAGUUUCCUGCAGCCUUUGAAUUCAAUGAGUUAUUUUUGAUCACCAUUCUGGAUCAUCUUUAUAGUUGUCUCUUUGGGACUUUCUUAUGCAACUGUGAAAAAGAGAGAUUAAAAGAGGAACUAAGCACAAAGACUGUAUCGCUGUGGUCCUAUAUAAACAGUCAGUUAGAUGAAUUCACAAAUCCUUUCUACGUAAACUAUGAGAACCAUGUCCUGUAUCCUGUUGCCAGUCUGAACCAUUUGGAACUGUGGGUCAACUACUAUGUCAGAUGGAACCCAAGAAUGAGGCCUCAGGUUCCAAUCCAUCAGAAUCUCAAAGAACUCCUUGCCAUCCGGUCUGAGCUUCAGAAGAAGGUUGAAGAUCUGCAGCGGGAAGCUGCUACGCGGUCCAUUUCUUCCUCCUCUGACAGAGGUUCAUCUCCUUCCCACUCAGCAACACCAGUACACACUUCUGUGUGAUGCUUCGCACGGCUUUUGUUAUGCAGUUUAUGUCAGGUAAUGCAGAGAGGAGGGUGAAAUGUUUUUCCUGUCUCACAAGGAUCGUGAGUGACUUGUAAUUGCUAUGAUCUACAUGCCUUACUGUGUCUGAUAUUAUCAAGAUGAGGCCAAAAAGAGCUUCAAUAGAUGUGAUGUAUUUUCUUGUUGGCAGUUCCCACGUGUUUUGACAUCUCUAGCUAAAUCACCAAUUGUGAAAUUAAACUUGGUUUUGAGCAACUAACAAUUUAACCAUCCUAAAAAGGAAUCCAUCUGCCAAGCAGACAGAAAAAUGCCUCUCAUGCUGCCGAGGGUACCAUGUCUAGCUGGGAGAAUCAGACGAAAUGACAUGUGAUGCUUACACAGAACACUGAGAACAUUUUUCUGAAUGGGAGCUGCUUAUUUGACACAGGUUUUGUUUUUGUUUUUGUUUUUUUUUGGCUAGAGCAAUUGUGUUGUUUUCAGGUAAUUGAUACACUUGGAAAUUGAUUUUAAAGUAAUGUUUUCCGGUUUAAAGUAACGUUUUCCAGUGUAGUCGGUUUUGCAUUUCAACUGAAUAUGCCAUUAAAAGUGGAUGAAAUGAAGCUAGGUUUGUCAAAAACACCACGCUGACUUGUAUGAUGUAAUAUAUUUGGUAAAGCAUGUAUUUUAGGUUUUUUAAUGCCUUUUGUACAAGUUGAAAUAAAGUCUUUUGACAGCUUAGUUUAUGGUUCAGUUUCAGCCUCCUGAGCAAGGAGUAAACUUAAUCACGUCAAGGUCUUGUACAAAGUAAAAGUGUUUUCUAGCAAAUGGUAAUAUUUGGGGUUGAAAUGACACCCACCUGUGUAAAUUGUAUAGUCUGUAUAGCUCCACAUUUUAAGUGUUUUCUUUUGAAGUGUACACACCAAAUGCAAAGCUGUGUCCUUUAUAUAUACAUGUGUAUGUGAUGUUAAACAUAUGCAUACUCCCGUGUUUUUAAGCUCUAUGUUCAGAAAACGGAUCCUGCCUAUCCAAACUCUUUGAAAGACCUUAACUUGUAAUGACUUUGUCAAACAAAGUUUUUUUAAAAUAAUAUGAGCUUAAUUGGUUGCUUGAAAUAAAGCCGGUUGGCUGUUUUUUUUAAGUUGC
Oxyura jamaicensis (ruddy duck) is the source of this 3270-nucleotide messenger RNA. It is a transcript of the gene MTMR1, whose product is annotated as myotubularin related protein 1. Gene Ontology annotation, biological process: phosphatidylinositol dephosphorylation. The transcript has 17 exons. Bases 91 to 2148 code for a protein of 685 amino acids. NCBI's taxonomy places the organism in Eukaryota, Metazoa, Chordata, Aves, Anseriformes, Anatidae. Gene Ontology annotation, molecular function: phosphatidylinositol-3,5-bisphosphate 3-phosphatase activity. The record is from RefSeq and is a predicted model, not a curated record.